This is a messenger RNA of Marasmius oreades (fairy-ring Marasmius), 1389 nucleotides long. RefSeq names its product RNA helicase required for poly(A+) mRNA export (gene DBP5). NCBI's taxonomy places the organism in Eukaryota, Fungi, Basidiomycota, Agaricomycetes, Agaricales, Marasmiaceae. Bases 1 to 1389 code for a protein of 462 amino acids. The transcript has 10 exons. The record is from RefSeq and is a predicted model, not a curated record. Gene Ontology annotation, molecular function: RNA helicase activity; RNA binding; ATP binding. Gene Ontology annotation, cellular component: cytoplasmic stress granule; nucleus. Gene Ontology annotation, biological process: poly(A)+ mRNA export from nucleus.
AUGGCCACUGUGCAAAAAGACGAUGAAGGAUUCUAUACGCCAACUGCAGAAGGUUCUACAUCUACACCAGCUAAAGACGAGCAACCCGACGCAUCCAAGACCGACUUGAUUAACUCUACAUUCGAAGUCAGCGUUACCCUUGCCGAUCAACAAGGCGAUCCCAAUUCUCCGUUAUACAGUGUGAAGUCCUUCGAAGAACUAGGACUGCUUGAAGAGCUUCUCAAAGGAAUUUAUGCCAUGGGUUUUUCUAAACCAUCCAAGAUCCAAGAACGCGCUCUUCCUCUCCUCCUUUCCAACCCUCCUACAAACAUGAUCGGUCAAUCGCAAUCUGGUACAGGCAAAACAGCCGCCUUCGUUCUCACCAUGCUCAGUCGAAUCGACUACACCAAAAACAAGCCACAGGCUUUAUGUCUUGCCCCAUCUCGUGAACUAGCCCGUCAAAUAAUGUCCGUGGUCAUAGCUAUGGGUAAAUUCACUCAAGUACAGACUGAGUACGCAAUCAAGGAGAAUCUUCCCCGGAGCGUUACUCAUAUCACUGCUCAUGUCCUCGUUGGAACUCCUGGAACGAUGUACGAUCUGCUACGGAGAAAGGUUAUAGACACGAGCGAGUUGAAGGUGUUCGUUCUCGACGAAGCAGAUAACAUGUUAGAUCAAGAUGGUUUGGGUGAUCAGACACUGAGGGUCAAAAACCUGCUUCCCCGAGGACUCAAUGCCCCACAAAUCAUCCUCUUCUCCGCCACAUUCCCGGCCCACGUCCGUGCAUUCGCAAACAAGUUUGCACCUGAUGCAAACAAAAUCGAGCUACAAAAUAACGAGCUCAGUGUCGAUUCCAUUCGACAAUUUUACAUGGACUGCAAGAACGAAGAUCAUAAAUACGACAUUCUAGUAACCCUCUAUACACUCUUGACCAUCGGUCAGAGCAUUAUAUUCUGUCAGCACAGACAUACAGCGGACAGAAUAUCUCAGAGGAUGACAGCAGAGGGACAUAAAGUGUCUUCCCUUCAUGGCGCCAAGGACGCAACAGAACGUGAUAGAAUCAUUGAUAAUUUCCGUUUAGGAAAGGAGAAGGUGUUGAUUACCACGAACGUCAUUGCACGAGGUAUCGAUAUCAUGCAAGUCAACAUGGUCGUCAACUACGAUUUACCCCUCAUGAACGAACGCGGUGGAAACAAGUCAGAGGAUACUCGACCUGAUAUCGAAACCUACAUCCAUCGUAUUGGUCGGACAGGUCGUUUCGGUCGCAAGGGUAUCUCGAUCAACUUCGUUCAUGACAGGAAGACUUGGCUUCAGAUGGAGGAAAUUGAGAAGGCUACCGGCAAGUCGAUCAUGCGAAUUGAGACUAAUGAUUUAGACAUGAUGGAAGAGAAAAUGAAAAAGGCUUUGAAAUAG